AUGAAUGUGUCAUCUGGAAAUAGUAUCACCGAAGUGCCAGUAUGGCAGCCUGAUGAGGAAGUCACGGAAUGCGCGCUCUGCCAUGAAUCAUUCACAUUUUUCUUUCGAAGGCAUCAUUGUAGAAAAUGUGGCCGAGUAGUGUGUGGAUCAUGUUCGUCGAAACAUAUCAAUUACCUACCAAGAACGUAUGUGGUUUGUCCUCCUACUCAGAUUUUCUUGGAGAGUCCUCAUGUUCCUCAUCGGACUUGUGAUGAAUGUUCAGAGGAAUUGGAAAUGAUUCGCCACGCAUUAGAAGAAGCCACCACCAUUACUGAGGAUAAUCAUCAUAGAUUAUUAUUGGGCAAUGCCCAACAACAACAACAACAACAACAACAACAACAACAACAACAACAACAGCAGGGCUCUGGAUUCACAACGACGACGGUCCCGGUUGACGUUUCGAGAAAAAACAGUGAUGUUAGAGAAUCGACUUAUGCAGUGCAGAAUGAGAACGAUUAUUGUCCAAUUUGCAACGCCCGAAUUGCAGAGUUAUUGGAAAUCGAUAAGCUGGAACAUAUCACCGAGUGUCUUGAAAAAGCGCAGUUUUCCGGAUCUCCUGAAGUAUCAAGGUCUCCUAACAGGAUGAUCGUGUACCGAUUACCCAAGAACUUCACUGGGGUGUCGAUAUUAUCUCCUAGCCGUCGAUGGAAACCACUGUCAAGAAAUACUAAUAAUAAUAAUAAGGAGGAGGACGAGGACGGGGACAAUGGCGACGAUGCCAUCCUUACUGCUGCAUCGGUUGAUAGUGGUGGUGGUGGUAUCCAUGAACAAUUGGACAACCCUCAGAAGUUGAUGUCGCAUGAAAUCAUUCCAGAAGAAGAAGAAGAAAACAAUGAUGAUUACAAUGAUGAUGAUGUCGGGUCGAUCAAUGAAUGUUGUAUUUGUUUAGAAGAGUUCCAUCCGAAUGAUAAGGUUAGCAGACUAGAAUGUCUAUGUAUGUUCCAUUACAAAUGCAUCACCGAUUGGUUCAGAAGAAGCGGUCCUGGAGAAUGUCCGGUCCAUGCGGUGCAUUCAUGA
Molecule: messenger RNA, 1056 nt
Organism: Saccharomycopsis crataegensis
Lineage: Eukaryota; Fungi; Ascomycota; Saccharomycetes; Ascoideales; Saccharomycopsidaceae
Gene: PIB1
Product: phosphatidylinositol-3-phosphate-binding ubiquitin-protein ligase
Exons: 1
Coding region: 1-1056 (351 amino acids)
Biological process (GO): proteasome-mediated ubiquitin-dependent protein catabolic process; protein K48-linked ubiquitination
Cellular component (GO): cytoplasm; membrane; intracellular membrane-bounded organelle
Molecular function (GO): metal ion binding; ubiquitin protein ligase activity
Source: RefSeq, a predicted model, not a curated record